GCUACUCUUCGCUGUCUACCCAAGAAUAACCUCCACCAUGCAGUUCACUAAGAUCUUUGUUUCCAUCGCUGCCCUUGCCUCGGCUGCCCUCGCUGAUAUCGACUGGACCUCACCCGCUACCCUCGCCUGUGCCAAGCAGCACUGGGCUGAAAUCAAGGCAAAGGCUGACCCGCUCAUCCCUUCGGCUCCUCUGCUCCUGACCCCCGAGCAGCUGGCCUCCCUGUCAUCCCUGCUGUCGGGCCAGUCGACUCUGCCCUCCAACCCCACCGACGCGUGGCUUCAUCAGCUGCCUGGCGCUAUUCCGCCCUCGCUCCUGGACGUUAUUGCUGGUGACAUCAUCAAUGCCUGCCUGGCCACCUCCACUUAAUUUUAGCCUGGCACAUUUGCACAGAGCACCGGUUGCCCAGGGCCGAUUCUACCAUAAUUCCGCUCUACUAUUAAGCCCACUCUUUGUAGGUUUGUUUGAG
This is a messenger RNA of Linderina pennispora, 467 nucleotides long. RefSeq lists its product as uncharacterized. Bases 38 to 367 code for a protein of 109 amino acids. The record is from RefSeq and is a predicted model, not a curated record. NCBI's taxonomy places the organism in Eukaryota, Fungi, Kickxellomycota, Kickxellomycetes, Kickxellales, Kickxellaceae. The transcript has a single exon.